Molecule: messenger RNA, 1446 nt
Organism: Vicia faba (fava bean)
Lineage: Eukaryota; Viridiplantae; Streptophyta; Magnoliopsida; Fabales; Fabaceae
Source: the annotation of a GenBank genome assembly
AUGGCCACUCCAACCUCUUCCGAUUCCCUUCCCGACGUCGACGACUAUGUUCUGGCAAAUGGACCAGAAGGAUUGGAAUGGGACGCAUUUCAUUAUGUUUACGAGCUUGUACAAAAGGGAAAUCUGGCCUUUCGAGAGAAGAGAAUGGAAGAGGCAAUCAGCUUUUACUCAAGAGCCUAUAACAUCAAAUCUAGUGAUCCAAUCAUCCUCAGCAAUCGAAGUGUGGCUUAUAUUAGGAUUAGCCAAUAUUUAAUGCAUAGAUCAUCAUCAUUCUCAGAACAAAGGCCAUUGAGUGGGCUUGAUCCCACAACACUUGCCGAACUGGGUUUGAAGGACGCUGCAAGGCUUAUUGACCUCCAGCGUAAUUCAGUAAAAGCAUACCUUUUGAAGGCCAAUGCUCUUAUUCUAUUAGAGAAAUAUGAUGUGGCUCGGGAUGUUAUUCUUUCAGGACUUCAAGUUGAUCCUUUUAGUAAUUCCCUUCGGGAGUGUCUUCAAAUAGUGGAAAGAGUAUCAUCUAAUUCAACAGGGAGGAGUUCUCAUGUACAACCCGAUCGCAAUGAUGAUUUUGAUUGCACUCUCUGCCUGAAGUUGCUGUACGAACCUGUCACAACCCCCUGUGGUCAUUCUUUUUGCCGUUCAUGUUUAUUUCAAUCAAUGGAUCGUGGGAACAGAUGCCCAUUGUGCAGGACAGUUCUCCUUCUUAACCCCAGAACAUGUUCAGUUAGUGUGACAUUGAAGAACAUCAUACAAAAAAACUUUGCAGAGGAAUAUGCUGAAAGGAAACAAGAACAUGACAGUUUAGUCAACAUUGGUGUAGAUAUGCUCCCUCUUUUUGUCAUGGAUGUUGUCUUACCAUGUCAAAGGUUUCCACUAAAUAUAUUUGAACCUCGUUAUAGACUUAUGGUAAGAAGAAUAAUGGAAGGCAAUCAUCGGAUGGGAAUGGUUAUAAUAGAUUCUUCAACAGGUUCAUUGGCAGAGUUUGGUUGUGAAGUGGAAAUCACAGAGUGUGAGCCACUUCCAGAUGGUCGAUUUUAUAUAGAGAUUGAAGGUCGUAGGAGAUUUCGCAACCUUCGUUCUUGGGAUCAAGAUGGGUAUCGUGUUGCAGAAGUUGAAUGGAUACAUGAUAUUAUGCCCCCAGAAGGGACAAAUGAAAGAGAGGAUUUACAGGAAUUGAUAGAUAAUGCAGCAGCAAGUGCUCGAUCAUGGAUAGGAAGAGCUAAAGAAGCAGCAAGACAUGAUCAAAGAAGAUUAGAGAAAUUCGUGAAUGUUGAAGGAAUGAUACCCUCAUUAAGAGACCCGGAGCGCUUUAGUUUUUGGUUGGCUACCCUCUCCAAUCGGAGGCCUUCAGAAAGAUUGGAACUCCUACGCAUUAGAGAUACCAAAGAGAGAAUUAGGCGAGGCCUGAUAUUUCUUCAAGCUGAGGAACAAGGCUGCAGAAUUCAGUAA